This is a messenger RNA of Fonsecaea multimorphosa CBS 102226, 1452 nucleotides long. RefSeq lists its product as uncharacterized. The transcript is spliced from 5 exons. The record is from RefSeq and is a predicted model, not a curated record. Gene Ontology annotation, biological process: spermidine transport; spermine transport; transmembrane transport. Lineage: Eukaryota; Fungi; Ascomycota; Eurotiomycetes; Chaetothyriales; Herpotrichiellaceae. The coding region runs from base 1 to 1452 and encodes 483 amino acids. Gene Ontology annotation, molecular function: spermine transmembrane transporter activity; spermidine transmembrane transporter activity.
AUGGACAACGUCAAGCCGCCCAUCGCAGCGGACCGGGGUGAUGAUGGAGAGCGGGAUCAGUGGAAAGACAGUCCUGCAAAUCCAAACAACUGGAGUCUUUACAAGAAACUCUACCACACGAGUAUCUGCGCGACAUAUGCCUUUACCAUUACAUUCAUGUCCUCCAUCUACUCUUCCGGCUACAGACAAGUGAUGCAAAAAUACCACGUCUCUUCGACGGUUUCCCUCCUAGGAGUGUCUCUGUUCUGUCUGGGGUUGGCUUUUGGACCUAUCGUUGCGGCACCAUUGAGCGAGACAGUCGGCAGGCUUAUAAUCUACCGUCUCAGUCUACCAAUCGCCGCUCUGUUUCUGGUCGGGGCUGCGGUAUCAGACGGCUUAGCAUCGGUACUCGUCUGCCGGUUCUUUGCGGGUUUCUUUGGAAGUCCUGCUUUGAGCGUCGGUGGAGGAACAAUUGCAGACAUAUGGCAGCCACGGUACAGAAAUCGGGUCACCGCGGUCUUCGUGAUGGCGCCCAACCUCGGGCCUAGCUUAGGUCCAGUGAUAGGCGGCUUCGUCGAGGAACACAAGGGCUGGAGGUGGCUCGAAUGGGUCUCCGUCUUCCUCGCACUGUUGACGUACAUCUGGGCGGUGGGAAUGUCUGAGACGUACAAAAAGGCCAUAUUGAAGAAGCGGGACAAGUCCAAGGUGGAUCUGGAUGCGAAUGCUGGGGCAGAGUCUCUCCACGCCUCGGAUAUUGUCAAGGCCAUCAAGACCUGGAUGUUCACCACGCUCGGCAGGCCGCUCGAGAUGCAGGUGACGGAGCCGAUCGUUCUAUUUCUGAGUCUCUACGUGGCACUGAAUUUCGGCAUCCUGUACAACUUCUUCCCUGCAGUCCCUUGGUCCUUGUCUAGGACCUACGGCUUCGGUCAAGGCCAGUCAGGGCUCGCCUUUGUGGGCAUCACCAUCGGCUGCGUCUUGGCAACCGCCACGAGCAUCGGCAUAGACUUGGCUUUGCAAAGAAAGCGGAAGCUUACCCAAGAACCGCGUCCAAACCAGGUGGAAGAUAUCCUCUGGCCGGCAAUCCUUGGCAGCGUCGGGAUCCCAGUCGGCCUGUUUUGGUUUGCCUGGACGGUCAGACCGGACGUGCACUGGGCGAGUCCUGUUUGUGCAUUGAUACCGUUCGCGUGGGGCAAUCUUUGUAUCUUCAUCUCUGCCAUCAGUUACCUGGUCAACAUCUACGGACCUACCUUCGGUGCCUCAGCCACGGCCGCGAACGCAUUUGCUCGGUACGGAUUUGCAGCCGCUUUUCCUCUUUUCGCCGUGCAGAUGUAUGAGACUCUGGGCACGGGUAAAGCCACCAGCAUCUUGGGAGCUUGUUCCGUCGCAAUGGUGCCCAUCCCCUGGGUGUUGUAUAGAUGGGGGCCAUAUAUCCGCAGUCGAAGUCGCCGUGCGAACUAUCCGGGCUCGUCAUAG